Messenger RNA from Prunus armeniaca (apricot), 219 nucleotides. The record is from the annotation of a GenBank genome assembly. Lineage: Eukaryota; Viridiplantae; Streptophyta; Magnoliopsida; Rosales; Rosaceae.
AUGGGAUGGGGGAAAACUAGCCAACCACAUGUGCAGACAAAUCGAGUAGGUGGCUGGGGAAAGAUCCUGGCUGGACACCUACUGAGUAAACUCAAUGUAGGUUCAGGCAAUACACUGGUCGGACACCUACAGAGUAAGCUCCAUGUAGGUAUAGGGAAGGCAACUUCGGAAUGGGAAACUGUCCAACCACAAGUGCAAACAAAUCCGGCAGGUGGCUAG